Messenger RNA from Phodopus roborovskii (desert hamster), 2766 nucleotides. It is a transcript of the gene Mmp19, whose product is annotated as matrix metallopeptidase 19. The coding region runs from base 110 to 1669 and encodes 519 amino acids. Lineage: Eukaryota; Metazoa; Chordata; Mammalia; Rodentia; Cricetidae. Gene Ontology annotation, cellular component: extracellular matrix. Gene Ontology annotation, biological process: proteolysis; extracellular matrix organization; collagen catabolic process. The transcript has 9 exons. Gene Ontology annotation, molecular function: metalloendopeptidase activity; zinc ion binding. The record is from RefSeq and is a predicted model, not a curated record.
AGAUCUGGGGGUAAGAGUCCCCUGGCUAGCCCUGCUCUUCCAGGCUCCCAGAAGUCUCAGGUCAGAGGGCUCAGGUCAAAAACCUCUGGAGCUCUGGUCUGCUGGGACCAUGGACUGGCAGCAGCUGUGGCUGAGUUUCUUACUCCCCAUGAUAGUCUCAGGCCGGGCUCUGGGACCUACAGAGAAGGAGGCAGUCUUGGAUUAUCUGUUGCAGUAUGGGUAUCUACAGAAACCUCUAGAAGGAGCUGUUGACUUCAGGCUAGAAGAUAUCACAGAGGCCCUAAGAGCUUUCCAGGAAGCAUCGGACCUGCCAGUUUCAGGUCAGAUGGAUGAUGACACAAGAGCCCGUAUGAAGCAGCCCCGUUGCGGUCUGGAGGAUCCCUUCAACCAGAAGACCUUUAAAUUCCUGCUUCUGGGCCGCUGGAGAAAGAAGCACUUGACGUACCGCAUCUUGAACCUUCCCUCCACCCUCUCACCCUCCAGAGCCCGGGCAGCACUGCAUCAAGCCUUUAAGUACUGGAGCAGCGUGGCCCCUCUGACCUUCCGGGAGGUGAAGGCUGGUUGGGCUGACAUCCGCCUCUCCUUCCAUGGCCGCCAAAGCCCCUACUGCUCCAACACUUUUGAUGGGCCUGGGAAGGUCCUGGCCCAUGCUGACAUCCCAGAGCUUGGCAGUGUACACUUUGAUAAUGAUGAAUUCUGGACUGAGGGAACCUACAAAGGAGUGAACCUGCGAAUCAUUGCAGCCCAUGAAGUGGGCCAUGCCUUGGGACUUGGACACUCCCGAUAUACCCAGGCACUCAUGGCUCCUGUCUAUGCUGGCUUCCAGCCCUACUUCAAGCUGCACCCAGAUGAUGUGGCAGGGAUCCAGGCUCUCUAUGGCAAGAAGAACCCAGAGGCAGAAGAUGAGGAGGAAGAGAUCAGGAUUAGCACUGUGCUACCAGUGACCACAAAACCCAGUCCCAUGCCAAACCCCUGCAGCAGUGAACUGGAUGCCAUGAUGCUGGGGCCUCGUGGGAAGACCUAUGCUUUCAAGGGGGACUACGUGUGGACGGUAACAGAUUCAGGGCCGGGCCCCUUGUUCCGAGUGUCUGCUCUUUGGGAGGGGCUCCCUGGAAACCUAGAUGCUGCUGUCUACUCUCCUCGAACAGGAUGGAUUCAUUUCUUCAAGGGAAACAAGGUGUGGCGAUAUGUGGGUUUCAAGAUGUCUCCUGGCUUUCCCAUGAAACUCAACAGGGUGGAACCCAACCUGGAUGCAGCGCUCUAUUGGCCUGUUAACCAAAAGGUGUUUCUGUUUAAGGGCUCAGGGUACUGGCAAUGGGACGAGCUGGCCAGAACCGACUUCAGCCGCUACCCCAAACCAAUCAAGGAGUUGUUUACUGGAGUGCCGGACCGACCCUCAGCAGCGAUGAGCUGGCAAGAUGGCCAAGUCUACUUCUUCAAGGGCAAAGAGUACUGGCGUCUUAACCAGCAGCUUCGAGUGGCAAAGGGCUAUCCCAGAAAUGUCACGCACUGGAUGCACUGCCGUCCUCAGACUCCAGACACUAACUUGUUACCUGGGGACGUUGCCACCUCAAGCCCCAUCUUGGAUGCCACUCCCUCAUCUGUGGGCUCAGUCUUGGACAUUACCCCGACAGCUACGGACUCUCCCACCCUUUCACUCCCUGCCUAAGAACUAAAUGGGUGUCUGCUCAUUAGGACUGUGCAUAUGGUACAGCACUGACACUAGCCAUACAUUUCAUGCCACUAAAUAUUCCAGUUUUGGACAUCACGUUCGUGUGCUCCUACAGGGUACCCCCUUGAUUCUGAGUCGGUCCCCAGUUCCCAUUUCCCUUUGUCACAUAGCUCUUUCAAGUGUGUCAUCUAUUCUCUAGUGGAGGGAAAUUGUCAAUCAGGUUUUUGAUUUCUUUUUUUUUUUUUUUUUUAAAUCUAUUUUUGGGCAGGGUCUCUUUUUACAUAGUACCAGUUAUGGCUGUUCUGAAACUGUCUGUGUAGACCAGGCUGGCCUCAAACUCACAGAUAACCACCUGCCUCUGCCUCUGGAGCUCCUGAGUGCUGGGAUUAAAGGUGUGCAACACCAUGCCUGGCUAGUGUUCUUUUAUUAUUAUUGUUGUUGUUGUUUUGUGUGCAUUGGUGUUUUUCUUGCCUGUAUGCCUGUGUGAGGGUGUCAGAUCCUCUGGAACUGGAGUUACAGACACUGUGAGAUGCCAUGUGGGUGCUGGGAAUUGAACCCAGGUCUGGAAGAGCAGUCAGUGCCCUUAACUGCUAAGCCAUCUCUCCAGACCCCAUGUUCUAUUUUUUGUUUUGCUUUUUUGAGACAGUGUUUCUCUGUAUUGCUUUGGAGCCUGUCCUGGAACUCUGCUCUGUAGACCAGGCUGGCCUCGAACUCACAGAGAUCCCCCUGCCUCUGCCUACCGAGUGUUGGGACUAAAAGAUUUAAGGUAGGAAUUCCACGCCUGGAUGUCAGUAGGUUUUUAGGUAACAGGAGGCAACAGCUAGGCUACUGGAUAUCUGGUUUCUGUUCUUCCAAUGUAAAGGGCAAGAAACAGCACAGCCAGUAAAUUGAGCUUUGGAGUCCUUGAACCAUUUGACCAUUUCAGCAAGCUAAUUUACCUUGUAAAACCUUGGAUUCUCUAUUAAUAAAAUAAGGUUAAUAUCAAUGUUAUAAGAUUGUUAUGUUAGAUGAAAUACUAUAUGUGAAGUAUCUGGUGGAGUCUGGCAUAUUUGUAUUAAUAAAGGCUAACUUCAUGUUCCUGAGAGAGAACUGUG